Molecule: messenger RNA, 4291 nt
Organism: Crotalus tigris (Tiger rattlesnake)
Lineage: Eukaryota; Metazoa; Chordata; Lepidosauria; Squamata; Viperidae
Gene: OVCH2
Product: ovochymase 2
Exons: 20
Coding region: 218-2749 (843 amino acids)
Biological process (GO): proteolysis; acrosome reaction
Molecular function (GO): serine-type endopeptidase activity
Source: RefSeq, a predicted model, not a curated record
GUAAAGAACUUCAGUCUCCUGAGAACUGGAAAGGAAUUAGGCUCGGCUAAAUGUGAAAAAAUUUACUAGUGCCUGGUUAAACGCUUUACCGCUGAAUUAAUGAGUAACCCGCACUUUAAUGAGCAAGUUGGUGCUCUCCUACUGUGUUACAGUUUUUCUUUGGCUAAUAUAAAGGUCUCCACACUGUUUUUUAACAUACGGUAGCUACAGCGUGAACAUGCCAGUGGCUUUAGGGCAUUUCCUUCUUGUACUUGGAACAGUCUACCUGCAAAAAACAAGCUGUCCAUCAAUGGCUCUCCAACAAGAUUCAAGAUGUGGGCAGAAAGUCUAUGGAAGCGAUUUAUGGGGGUUUUAUAACCACUUUGCUCGGAUUGUUGGCGGAAGCCAAGUACAACAAGGAUCACAUCCAUGGCAGGUUUCCUUGAAAAGAAGUAAUCAUCACUUCUGUGGAGGAACCCUUGUUUCCACUCAGUGGGUAAUCACAGCAGCUCACUGUGUUGUAAGCAGAUCACUGCUCCGUUUGCUGACUGUCACUGCUGGAGAACAUGAUUUGAGUCUGAAAGAUGAGGAAGAGCAGACCCUCUAUGUAAAAGACAUAAUUAAGCACCCCAACUUUAAUAGGAAGAAACCAAUGGAUUAUGAUAUUGCUCUUCUAAAAAUGGACGGUCAUUUCAAAUAUGGUGCAGCAGUAUGGCCAGUCUGUCUUCCUGGCCCACAUGAAAAAUUUGAUCCAGGAUAUAUAUGUGUCACUUGUGGUUGGGGUCGUUUAAGAGAAAAUGGGAUCCUUCCUGACAUUUUGCAUGAAGUCAGAUUGCCCAUCUUAGACCAGACUCAAUGUUCUGGAAUCUUGUCAGCUCUAAGGAGGCCUAUUCGAAGCUACACCAUAAUGUGUGCUGGAUUUCCAGAUGGAGGAAAAGAUGCUUGCCAGGGGGAUUCUGGAGGCUCACUUGUGUGUCAACGUGAACAUGGUUCUUGGACCCUGAUUGGAGUGACUUCAUGGGGCCUAGGAUGUGCUCGAAGCUGGAUUCAUAAUCUACAAAAGAAGUAUGAGAAAAGAGGAACUCCAGGAGUUUUUACGGAUCUGACCAAGGUGCUCCCUUGGAUUCAGCAGCAUAUAGAUGCCGAUGUCAAAAUGAAAAGUUCUGUAGCAUCGUGUAACAUUCAAGAUGGUGCACUUUCUGGCAGUGAAGGAAAAUUGAUUUUUCCUGAAUUCCCAAAGCAUUUUUAUCAGGAUAACCAGCUCUGCAUUUGGACUUUAUCUGUUCCAGAAGGGAGGCAUAUAGUGUUGAAUUUUUCUCAUUUUGAUGUGGAGCCAGAUGCAUUCUGUGAUUAUGAUUCUUUGUCAGUGAUUUCUAUGGAUGACAGACUCAUUGGGAAAUUGUGUGGAAUGGACCUUCCACUACCUAUUUUGAUUGGUUCAAACAGCGUAAGAUUGAAAUUUGUCUCAGAUAACAAGGAAGAAGGAACUGGAUUUACCAUGACAUAUCGAGCUAUUAAGCCAGCUAGUUUUCUAGAUUCUGGCUGUGGAUCUCUAGCAGUUCUCUUUAAAGAAGGAACAGUGCAAAGCAUGCACUAUCCUGAAGCAUAUGAUAACCUGGCAGAAUGUCAAUGGGUUGUUCAUGCUCCAAAAAGUCAUGUUGUUAAGCUUGUCUAUGAACAUUUUGAACUGGAAGAAAAUGAAGACUGCACUUAUGACUCAGUGGCAAUCUACGAAAAUGUUGCAAAGGAGAAAGAAAUAGCUCGAUCAUGUGGAUUUGCUGUCCCAGCACCAGUUUUGAGUUCCUCUAACACCAUGCUUAUCCAGUUUCAUUCUGAUGAAACAGAGACCUACAGUGGGUUCAAAGCUGUAUUUUUCUUUAUUGAUGUUGCAGAUUUAAACAUAACAAAUUCGAGCAGUGGAAUGAUACUUGAAGAAAUCAGUGAGCCUGCAAAUGAAACAGACAUGCCUGAUGAUAGUUGUGGAUUAGCAUCCAACCAGCCGAGAUUUCUCUUUAAUCGGAUAGUUGGCGGUGAGGAAGCUGUGCCACAUUCUUGGCCUUGGCAGGCCAGCUUGCAGAUUUUGGAUGAAAACAUCUGUGGUGGAGCUGUUCUCACAAGAACCUGGGUGGUUACUGCUGCUCAUUGUUUAAAAAAAGAAGGAAAAUAUCAAGAUCUGUGGAGAGUGGUGGUGGGCACUCAUGAUAUAAAAGAGCAAGAACAGAGCAACCAAAAAAGAUUGGUGAAGCAGUACAUCACACAUCCGGAUUUUAACACCAGUACUCUGGAUUCAGACAUUGCUCUAGUGGAACUUACUGAGCCUUUAGAAUUCAAUCAUUACGUUCAUCCAGUGUGCCUUCCAGAGCAAAACAAGAAGACCGAACCUUCAAGGAUUUGUGUCAUUACAGGAUGGGGCAUUCAGUAUGAAGAUGGAGCACAGUCAAGUAAACUGCACCAACUCAAAGUUCCUAUUUUGGUUUCCGAAGAAUGUCAGAAAUACUAUGAGAACUAUCCUGGUGUUGUGAACGAAAAGAUGUUUUGUGCUGGGUUUCCUGCAGGAGGAGGAAAGGAUGGAUGUACGGGUGAUUCUGGAAGUCCACUGGUUUGUCCUGCAAAAGACUCAAGCUACUACACCCUUAAUGGAAUAAUCAGCUGGGGCUUUGGUUGUGGAAGAAAAGGCUAUCCAGGAGUCUAUACAAAUGUUGCUGCUUUUGCUGAUUGGAUCAGUCAAUACAUAGAUGGAAAAAAUAGUAUGCACUUAUGUUCAUUUUAACAACAGCUCUUCAACUUUGAUCUGGAUAUUCUUCAUAUGCAUAAUCAGUAGGGACCUGCACAAAACUGUUAUGGACUGACUGCUGCCCUUUGCAUAUAUCAGAGGGGGCAGAAAAAAAUCUCAGUGUAAUUCUGCUCAGUCAAUCAAGUAAUACUGCUCCAGCCCUUUAAAGUUCAAUGCAUAGAAGCCAGCAGGGGAAUUACAAACACAAUUACCAAUAAAUCAUUCCAAUCAAAUUGUUUUUAAGAGAUGACAGAGCUAUUUUCUGUUGCACACUCCCACCCUACCUGCAAUGCCCUUGCAUCUUAUUUAGGAAAGAAAGCAUUCUUCAGAACCAGGACUGUAAAUUUAUAAUCUGCAGUCCUUGGGAGCAAAGGUACUCCCACCUAUGACCUGACAUUCAAGAACAGGAAUUUCCAAACCCCAAGGGAAAAUUUAUCAGAUUAUCAUGGCUCUCAUUAGAAAAGGGGGAGGGGCAUGUGGGGAAGGGUUGCUUCAUAUUAGUUAACUGAAGAGAAGGAUAAUUCGUGCUUUCAAAAAGCCCCCAACCUCUUGCAGCUAUAUUUGCUUUCAAGUUGUAACUUUGAAAGGAUUCUUUUGUAAUUUACCUGUGACCUGUGUUGACCAAUCUGAUUUAAUGAUUUCGACAUUUCUCUCCAUGUGUGGAUCUAUAUAUUGGAUCUUUUUAGGGCUCCUUUGUAUGUUUAUGCAGAGAUCCUUAAACGACCAAAAGUACUCUGGAUCUUGAGAAGUCUUUUCUCUACCAGCCCCUGCAAUUUUAUUUUCAGAUUAUUUUAAUUUUUUUUUUUUUGAGUCAGAGCUCAUUGUUCACUUCUUCCAGUUGGUCUGGCUGUUUCUACAUUAACAGUGGAGUUGGGCUACGAUCCUAGUGCUGUGAUGGGAUGUUGUCAUCUGCUAGCAAUGGAUUUCUAAAAUCUUCAUCAAAAUAAUUGCAAUCAGUGUUAACCUUUAAUUAAAUGUAUUCCCAGAAAGCUUAAGCUUUUCAUAAUCAUUAUGCCAUUCCUUUGUUGUAAUUUAAUGUGGAUCACCUUUCGAUUGGCCUACAGUUAUUGCUUGCUUCUUUAUUUUUGCAGAUUCAUCAAGUAUGGCAUGAAGACCUUUGGAGAAGACAACUAAAUAAAGGCACAAUUUCUGAAGGGCAUUGCUUAGUUCAUGUAUCUGAGCCCUAGAUGUGUGGGCUACAUUGGUAAAAAAAAAAAAAGAUAAAAAAGCUGUAACUGUUCUAUUCUCAUAUUGGGAUAUUCAUUAAUUAGUACAGUCUUAAUUGUGUGCUUAUAUUCAAGUUUCUGUAUGCAUUAAGAAUUACUCAGAUAGUAGUAGUAAAAGCACUGAAUGAGUUAGGAGUUCUAACAUUCUUUUAAAAAAAGACAGUGCACCUUAUUUUUACAGUAACUUUAUAGUAUAGAAUCAGUGGUUCUCAACCUUUUUAAUCCCGCAACCCCCAACCGGUCGUAAGUCGAGGACUACUCAACUGGUCGUAAGUCAAGGACUACUCAACUGGUGCAGUACCGUUUGCAGAAU